Messenger RNA from Carassius gibelio (silver crucian carp), 3511 nucleotides. RefSeq names its product tripartite motif-containing protein 16. The coding region runs from base 130 to 1779 and encodes 549 amino acids. NCBI's taxonomy places the organism in Eukaryota, Metazoa, Chordata, Actinopteri, Cypriniformes, Cyprinidae. Gene Ontology annotation, molecular function: protein binding; zinc ion binding. The record is from RefSeq and is a predicted model, not a curated record. The transcript has 7 exons.
GCUACACAAGUCUCUGCUUAAGGAUCCACACUGUUCUAGUUGAGCUUAAGAUGUAAGGAGGGAAUAUAUUUGAACUGAUAUUCUAUGAAAACAGUUUCUAUCAGAGCUCUAUAAACUAUCUGCAGAGAAAUGUCUGAGUCUGCAGCGAGUCAGUAUGAGGAUCAGUUCAUCUGUUCAGUCUGUUUGGAUCGCCUGAAGGAGCCGGUGAUGAUUCCCUGUGGACACAGUUACUGUAUGAGCUGCAUUACUGACUGCUGGGGCCAGAAGGAGCAGGAGCCGCCGUACUGCUGUCCCCAAUGCAGAGAGAGCUUCAGUCAGAGACCUCUACUGAAGAAGAACACUCUGAUAGCGGAGAUGAUGGAGACGCUGCAGAAGACGUCUCUACAAACAACUGCUGUGGAGUGUGAUGUUUGCACUACAGAGAAGAGCAGAGCUGUAAAGACCUGUCUGCAGUGCUUGGCCUCCUUCUGUCAAACUCACCUGCAGCCUCACUAUCAAUCUCCUGCGUUUAUGAAGCACAAACUAGUCCCAGCCUCCAGAAACAUUCAGGAGAACAUCUGCCUCAGUCAUGGGAAACCUCUUGAGAUUUACUGUCAGGAUGACCAUCAGUGCAUUUGUUGCAUGUGUACUGAUAAUCAUAAAGGACACAGUGUUGUGUAUGUGGAUUCAGAAUGGACUAUUAAAAAGAAAGAAUUAGAGGAGAUGAAGGAGGCGCAUCAGAAGCUGAUCCAGGAACGAGAGAGAGGUCAGCAGGAACUCAGUGAAGCUGUUAAACAUCUUAAAAGUUCAGCACAAGAGGCCGUGGAGGACAUUGAGAAGGUAUUCACUGAGCUCAUCUGCUCUCUGGAGAAGAAACGCUCUGAGAUUAAAGAUCAGAUCAGAGAUCAGGAGAAGACUGAGAUAGAUCGAGCAGAGAAACUCCACAAACACCUGGAUCAAGAGCUGACAGAACUCAGAAAAACACAAGCAGAGAUUGAGAAACUUCUGAUUACUGACGAUCAGAUCCACUGUCUGAAGAGCUGUCAGUCUGUGUGUGUUUUACCCUCAUAUAAAGACGUUCCCAGCUUCACUCAACACACUCAUCUGUCUUUUAAAGACAUUUCAAUCUCAGCAUUCAGAGAGGUUUUGGAGGACGUCUGUCAACAGCAAACAGCCAGAAUAUCUCGAGACGUGUCAAACGUCCAUGUUGCAGAGUCUCCAGAACCUAAAACUCCAGAUGAAUUUUUGCAGUAUUUCCGUCAACUGAAACUGGAUCCAAACACUGCACACAAAAAUAUCAUCUUGUCAGAAAAAAACAAAAAAGCAUCAUAUUCAGAUGAAGUCCAGCAAUAUCCUGAUCACCCAGAGCGAUUUGAUGAAUAUUGUAAUGUCCUCUGUAGUGAGGGUUUGUGCGGUCGCUGUUACUGGGAGGUUGAGUGCAGUGGGGAUAUUUGGGGUGUAGCAGUUUGUUACAAAGGAAUUGGACGUAAAGGAAACAAUGAUGACUGCAGACUUGGCUUCAACAAAACAUCAUGGAGAUUGUCCCGCUAUCAACAGAAUAUCUGUUUCAUACAUGAUAACAAGCAAGUCUCAAUCCCUGUUGUCCCUUCCUCUAGAAUAGGAGUGUAUCUGGAUCAGAGAGCAGGAACUCUGUGCUUCUACAGCGUCUCUGAAACAAUGACUCUCCUACACAGAGUCCAGACCACAUUCACUGAACCCCUCUACCCUGCAUGUGGGGUUUUACAUGGUUCAUAUGUCAGGAUUAUUAAAAAGAGAAGGGUUCAGACAGUCCAGAAAUAAAUAUACAGUUAAGUCCAAAAUUAUUCCUACCCAGGCCAAAUAUUUAAUUAUGGUGAAUUUUUCUUUGACACAUAGGGAUCUUCUGGCUGGAACUGACACAAAUCUUCUAUCUUCUUCAAGCCAACCUCAACGUUUUGUUCACAAACUUUACUCAUCUAGUUAUUAAUGUAAUCAUAAACAAAUAAAACAAAUAUUACAUUUGUGUUUAAAAGCAUAGGGUUAUAAUGAUCAUCAGAUAUCUAAGUGAAAAUGUGGCUGUUUUAUGAAAUAUUUUGUCUCAAGAAACUGAUAUAUGUGAGAUAGUCUGUGAUUAUUGUUUUUCUCCACAGUAGCUGAAUGAAUAUCUGUUCUUCUUGUGAUCAAGAGCAUCACUUUUCAAACUUUACAAGUUUGAUGCCAGUGGUGGUGUUUAUCCAACACGAAAUCAUGAAUAAUUGAAUCAUUGUAAACACAGAUGGCUUGAAAUGUGUUUGUAGCAGUUAAUGCAAAUAAAAAAUAAAGAAAUACGUUUUAUGUUAUGAUUCUGAGCAAAAUACAGGAAAGAGCAACAGAACUGCAAAAUCAUGGCCUCACAUUAAUAAUAGAUUUAUAAUAUGCUCUUGGUCUUUUCUUUCAUUUGUGGAUUCAUUAGAAACGAAACCUAUUUCCCUGCGACAUGAGCCUUUCCUUAAGGAUUCACACUGUUUUAGUCAAGCUAAAGCUGUAAAGGAGUGAAUAUUUGACUUACAUUUCUGUCUAAAAAGGAAAAAACUUCAUAUACACUUAAAUAAUAAUUUUAACUAUGAUUUUUUUUCUUGCAUAGAAAAAAAGAAUGUACAGUUAUUACUGUAUGCAUUUAAUAAUUCUAUGCUAACUUGAUGUCAUAUGUUUAUUAUUUUGGAGCUGGUGACGAUUCCCUGUGGACACAGUUACUGUAUGAGCUGCAUUACUGACUGCUGGGGCCAGAAGGAGCAGGAGCCGCCGUACUGCUGUCCCCAAUGAAAAGUGACAUAAAAAGUGACUUACAAUUCAUGGUGUUUUGGAGUUUAAGAUCCACUUUACUGUCUGCUUACAUUAUUUAGAACAAAAACGUUUUAUUUAGAGAUAAUUUAGAGACUUUCCCAAAAAAUGCUCACAUAAACUACAAUGGGCGAAUACUAAACAGAAGUGAGCAUCCUUAUGCACUACUCCCUUCAAAGGGUAGAGCCCUGAAGUGUGUACUUUGUAGGGUGUAGGGCAUUACUGUCUCGUGUAAGUGUUUGGAGCUCUCUUGGCAAAGGAAUGACUAAGCAAAUGUUACCUUGACAAAUCGUGUGUGCAGCAUUCAUCAGCACUCCAUCAGUUGUUACAAAUAUUUCUUCUUAUUAUUAUUAUUUUAUUCAAAUAUUUAAAUAUAAAUUCCAUGUGUGGUUUAUACAAAUGUGUCAGUUACAUGCAUUUACAUGUCAAGUUUAAAACUAUACAUUUAUUUGCAUAUUGGCAAAUGGGUAAAUGUAGCUGUGAUGAGAUAUCUGGUCUUAACAAGUAACAAUGAAUUAACCUUUUUGUGGCAUUUUUAUUAUUCACUAUUUUUUUAACCUAAUGUGACCAUUUUAGUCUGGCCCUUUUAUUUUAGCUUGUUUACUUCACAAUACUAAAACACAAAAACUUAAAUAAAGUUUGUGUUUUCUUCAUCUGUUGUUGAUGUGUGGUUGUCCUAAAUCUGACUUAUUUUAAAAGAGAUGACAUAAACCUGAAAGGUAAUUUUUUUUAA